ACCACGCCCGGCGUACUCACGUACACUUCCAGGAAGUGGAUCUGAUCAACGAAAUGAAGUUGCCCAACACUUCUUUCCCUAACGACGACAGUACGAGUUAGUUCACCAUGCUCAAAGGUCCAGUGAUUUCAAUCGGGAACAAAGUCGUACUGUACAUGUGAAUUGUUCGGCAGCAUGCCGCUUUACAGACUAACAUGGUGUUUAUUACUUUGCUGUUUCGUCUUCGCCACAUCAGGCUUCCAGACGCUGAGACUGACGCCAGACCGAGGCACCGUUGUCAACAUCAGCAAUACGGCCAAAGGGUCAUUAUGCAAAGUGUGCUCCGGGGCGGGGCGCAAGUGUGACAACUCACUAUUGUUAAAAAGCGGCACCUCUGUAUCAGUGGAGUUCAAUUGCCCCCAACCUGAACGUGUAUUCAUGGUGGAGAUCACACGAAACAUAGAAUGCACCACUAAGUCAUGCAAUGAUGACAUCAGUCAUGGUGGUUCGAACUUGGAUCCAUGGUUGGAGUUUCACCGCAGGUUCACCUGGAACCUAAGAUCUUCAGGACCAAAGUCGGUCCAAAUAGACUUCACCAAGAUGAGCUUGAGACAGAUUCCUCCAUCUGAAAACUGUCCAGAUAAGCAUACCUACACCUUCAAGGUCUUUCAGGCAACAGGGACUGUGGCCAUUGGCACAUAUUGUAAGACAGGCCCAAUAAGCAGCGCACAGAUUCUAAGACAGGGCAGCUUCUCUCUGGAUGUCCCACCAGAACUAGAGGUCCGAAGAGACCAAUUUGCCGUGUCUGUAGGAGAGGAAAUCAAAUCUCUCGCCAAAAUCACAGUAUCUUUGCCACAAUCAACAUCUUCCUUGGCGUUGUUGUCUCCUAACUUCCCUGAGAGUUUUCCCGACGAUGACGUAAUGGAAUGGUACUUCGAGAUCUCGAAUAAACAACGGGCAGCAAUUGAAUUCCUUGACCUCACAGAGCCACGGUGUUUGAAGAAGGAAACUGCGGCCGAGUAUCACAGCAAAGGCAGGCGGGCGCUGGUAAUGGCCUUGGCGGACACCCAGCCAGUCCAGAAUCAAGGAGACUUUUCUCUGAUUCUGAGGAACUGUGAAAUGGACAGAAGACGAGCUGGUUCUCCUGGACUGUCCCUGAAACUUAAGGUGUCAACUUCAAGGGUGAACGCACCAGUGUUGUGUAACGUGGACUUGAGGAAAAUCAAGGGAUUUUCUCUUCAUGUGGAGAGGGUGAAGUCAGCUUCUGAAUGCGAGAUGAAGAUGAAUUCUGUGACAGUGGAGAAGAUCACGGUCCCAUCCGGAACAGUUUCUCAGCUGUCUUUCCAGGACUGUCUUCCUCUGCACAUCAACGCCACAACUAGUGGAGUCAUUGGUUGCAAUCAACUUAAAGACUGCCCAAAGUACCCAGUGCCUCUCGUGGUGCCUUCCCUGCCAAGCUGCUUUCCGUUUCCUCUGAGUGCCGUGACAUGGACGCUCCGUCCCCCUCCACAUGGCACCGUGGAGUUGAGCUCUUCAGUCGGACCUCUUAAGCAGUCCCUGCCGGGUCAACCGUGCAACGACAGCAUCAUUGCCCUGACGGAGGAUGACGGCACUACCCUAGGUCGAUUCUGUCCGGAGGGGGCCAUUCAAAAGAUGCAAAUCCACACCAACGUAUCGGUCACCGUGACCAGAGUGGGGGGGCAAGCACUGAGAGCUUCUGUCAAGCCUGUGUUGACUGCUAGCUUGAAAGGAGAGAUAGCGGAAAGGUACAUAUUCACAGUAUCCCCCAAAAGAGACAAGCCCCUCUUUUUGGCGACCCCCGGGUGGCCAGUGGGGAUGGAAUCGUACGCUACCGUCUCCUGGAUCGUUUCUCUCCCUUCAAAGAUGGAGGCUCACUUGAAGUUCGUCAACCUCAGCCAGCCCAAGUGCGCCAACCGCCACACCAACAUCCGGGUGCAGAGGUUCAACAGUCCAGAGGAGGACUACAGUCGCAGGGAAGACGAGGCGGCGGAUGAAAUCAGCGUCUCUGAAAACUUUUACCUUAACAUGUCCAACUGCAUGCCUGAAAGGGGAGACUUCAAGGUCAUCACGGAGAUAACAGUCCAGAAAAACCAGCUGUUGAUUAUCAUAGUGAGCGUGGUCGCUGCCCUGGUGGUCCUUUUUAUCGCCGUGCUGUUGGUGGUGUGUUUUGUAAUUAAGAAGAAGAAAAAGAAGCUUGAGCAUGAGGUGUCCGUCUACAAUCCCAAUGGCACCAGUUUCCAGCCGGGGCACAAUGUCUUCCCGAAAUCACGCGAAGACAACGAGUCCCAUGUGUACGCCUCCAUUGAGGACUCGCUUGUCUACACGCACCUGCUGAGAAAAGGGGCCGAGAUGGGCAUCUACACGGAAUCGGACACAUACCAGUCCUUUAUGGGCCACACGGACACUCAAGUGUCAAAAGAUGCCGGCGACGUUGAAACGGGAGUUUAUCAAGAGUAUCCAGUGUCAUCUCAGGCGCCCCCGCUUCCAAACAGGCCCCCGAGCCACAGCCACACACUCGUGGACAAUGUGAUCUACCAGACCCAGCCUCCCUUGGACGAGCAGUCGGCAAAGAUGGGGCCGAGGCUGGAGCCGGAGGGAGGCAACUGAUUAGCAGUGGGAUUUACACUUGACUUUGGAGAUCUUCAUUUCGGGUAGCUGUGCGACUAACAAGCUCAGCCUCAUGAGACAGUGAUUUUGCUGCACGUGGUGUUGCACCCAAUUCACAAACUAGACGUGUUCACACUUGCCUGGUUGCUGCUGCCUGCUUUGUUACAGGAGUGGCAGAGCUUCUCUUGUGAAAUCAGAACUGAAACUUACUACUUUUAAGAAAUGGAACAAGUGUUUCUAAAAAAAAAAAGGGCCAGCUUUCAUGUUAUUUAAAUGUCUUUUAGCAAUUUUUAAUAAUGGUAAUAAAGUGUGAAAAGAUGCUUCCUUUGUUGUCCAUGUGCAUUAAAACUUGGACCCAACUUUUGAAACUUCCCAUACAUACAGUAUGAGAAGAAUCAGUGAAGUAAAUAUUCCAAAAUAUAUAUUUCAUGUCACUAGAAAUAUAAAAUCUAUGUGUCAAUAUUUCUAUGCUGCCUAUCAACAUUCAGCACAGCUACUGUAGGAGCUCAACAUGCAUUGCUAUAACAAUAUAUUUUUUUUUAACUUUGUUUUUGCAUCAUUUUUGGGCUUUUGAUUUUUUUAAUGAUAGAUUUAUCUGUAUUUAAAAUGGUUUUAUCUGAUUUCUCGAAUCUGAUGAAGCUGGGGGUCAGACUGCCAAGGCCCCUGCCUUUGGCUGUCGCCGAACUCCCUAGACACUUGACCCGUUUGGCCCCUCCCACAGGUGGUGAGCCCAUUGGAAGGGGGCCCCACAUUGCCUUUUUGGGGUGUGGGCGGCCGGCCCCCAUGGAUACAGGCCCGGCCACCAUACACUUGCCUUCGAGCCCCACCUCCUGGCCUGGCUCUAGAUGGGGGCCCUGGUAACCCGCAUCCGGGCAAGGGAAAACUAAAUCCGUCUCAUCUUGGGGUCUUGUUCACGAGUUAGGGUAGGAGGGAGCUGGAGAUCAACAGACAGAUAGGUGCAGCGUCUGCAGUGAUGUGGACUCUGUGUCGGUCCAUUGUGUUGACGAGGGAGCUAAGCCGAAAGGCGAAGCUCUCGAUUUACCAGUUGAUCUACAUUCCUACCCUCACCUAUGGUCACGAGCUGUGAUCAAAAGAACAACAUCCCGGAUAAAAGCAGACGAAAUUAGUUUUCUCCACAUGGUGUUCGGGCUCUCCCUUAGAGAUAGGGUGAGAAGCUCGGUCAUCUGGGAGGGACUCCGCGUUGAGAGGAGCCAUCUGAGGUGGCUCGGGCAUCUGGUUCGGAUGCCUCCUAGACACUUCCCUGGAGAGGUAUUCCGGGCAUGUCCCACUGGCAGGAGAACCCGGGGUCGACCCAGGACACGCUGGAGAGACUGUAUCUUUAAUGAAACAAAAAAACGACUCCGCAGGGCAACAUCCAAAAAAACGUAAACAAAAGAGCAAACUGAAAGAAUACAAAAUUAUCGAGAGAAGUCAAAAAACUGUGUGGCUCUCUUGCUUCUUAGCGCACAGCUCCUUCCGUAUAUAUCAUCAAAUGUAACGGUACAAGUUUGUUUUUAUGAAAUCAAAUAAAUAACUAUGAAAAUGAAUAUUCAACUCAACCAUUAUUUAGACUCCUACAGCACUGGUCCACAAAAAAUUAUUGGAUUGAUUCAAACCCUUUUUCUUUUGUAAUUCUGGGCUGAUUAAUCCAAAUCUGCCUUUUUUUUGUGUGUGUA
Molecule: messenger RNA, 4283 nt
Organism: Corythoichthys intestinalis (scribbled pipefish)
Lineage: Eukaryota; Metazoa; Chordata; Actinopteri; Syngnathiformes; Syngnathidae
Product: CUB domain-containing protein 1-like
Exons: 9
Coding region: 175-2607 (810 amino acids)
Source: RefSeq, a predicted model, not a curated record